AUGUCGUCCGCUUAUGUUGAUCAUGGCCGCCGGGCCCCUGGCAUCCCGCAGGGCUACCCGGACGGUUCUCACAUGAACCCCACAGGCGGAGCUGCCGCCGCCGAUAACAUGGGCCAGUUCGUGCACCAUUUCGGUACCCUCUCGCUCCCUGGCACGGCGGCCACCUUCAUUCAGCCACAGAGCACCAUCGGCGGUUCUGAUGGAAGCGUCGUGUACACCAAUUCGUACUCGCAGAUGCACCCUUACGGCGCCCAUAUCUCGGCGGGCUACGGAGACAUUGCAAUGCAAUACACCGCUGCUCCGCAGUACGCCAUGGGAGGUCACCAUGCGGGAAUGCUCCAGCAUUAUGCCCCGGGUCGUGGAGGCGUUGCGGCGCAAAUCCCUCGUGAGCUCCCAACCCUCGAGAACCGCCGUGGUUCAUACUCGACGUCGGCUACCGAGUCGGCGCCUCACACCCCAUUCUUCGGAACUGCCGGAGACCGGAGCACCGCCGCCCGGGUGGCAUCCGUCGAUCGGUCGAGCUACACGACCCCGUCCCCUCAGCAAGCCUUUGAUGUUGCUGCCAUUCCUCAGGUCCCCCUAGUCAAGGCUACCGCUGCCAAUGACCCGGAGAUUGACCGGAUCCUGACGAAUCCACCGGCUAUUCCUCGCGCCGUGCCCGCCGUGUUCACGGAUCAUGUCAAGACGCUCGACCAGUGCCUGGACAACCGCAUUCCCGGCAACAAGAAUGUUUACAUUCGCGGCCUCCAUCCCACCACAGAUGACGACCUCCUUCAGAAGUAUGCGGAGCGAUUCGGCGAGGUUGACCAGUCGAAGGCCAUCAUCGACACUUCGACGGGCGCGUGCAAGGGAUUCGGCUUUGCCAAGUUCAAGAGCGUCCGGGACUCGGAGCGGUGCAUUCGCGGCUUCUACCGCCUUGGAUACGAGGUCGGAUUCGCUCGGGAGAGCUUCAAUGCGCGGCUCAAGGCCGAGGGAGACGAUCUGUCCACGAACCUUUAUAUCUCGAACCUCCCAAAGGAUAUCACCGAGCCUAUGCUCAUCCAGAUCUUCCACCCGUACCAGAUUGCGAGCUCGAAGAUUCUGCGUGACUCCAACGGCAACAGCCGUGGUGUUGGCUUCGCGCGCUUCGAGUCCCGCGAGGUCUGCGAGCGCAUUAUUAGGGACUACAACGGCCUGAAGCUGGGCGUUGAUGCGCACGUUCAGGAGAUGCAAGUCCGCUACGCGGACACUCCUGCGCAAAAGGAACUGAAGCGCGUCACGGCUGAGCGCCGUCAGUAUCGCACCAAUGAGUACAACAUUGGGGCUUAUGGCACCCAUGCCGUGGGCAUGAACCCAACUAUGUACCAGCAGGGACGCGGCAGCUUCGAGAUGAGACGCUCUGGUUCGGCUGGUGGCAGCUACACCCCCUCGUUUCGCUCCGGAAACGGGCAUGGAAGCUUUAGCGGCCAUGGAUCACAGGGAAUGGGUCGUAGUGUUCACCAGCAAAACUCGACCGCGCCCCCUACUGUCGCCUCGGAUGAUGGCUCCGGCGAUGAGGGAGUGACUGUGGUCGACUCUUCGCCGACCGUCAACGACACCGCCAACUCGUCGCCUUCGGUCAAGAAGGAGAAGUCUUGAGUCCAUCUGCGUCAGCGCACAGCAUCCUUCGCCUCGCCCAGUCAUGUCUCUCGGCUCGCUCAGUCUUUUAAUUUGUCUUGUGGCUUCCUUCAUCGCUUUAUAUCAGAUUCCAUACGGCACAGGACUUAGCAUGUAUAGGGCGAGCCAUUGUUUGCACCCAUUCUCGGACUGAUUUUCUUCUACGAGUUUGUCAGCACACAUCAUAGCUUAUACAUCCACGGCGGGAUCUUUCAGCCUCUGGAGCAGGUAUGGUCGAUGUGGGCGCAUUCUUAUUCUCGGUUGAUUUCAUUCCUGGUACAUCCAUGGACUUUGGUCCUCGGCCCAAUCAGGGCUGCUAGAUAGAUUCAGUUCUCUCCUUGUAAUUGAGUCACAAUAUGCAUUCUAUAUGGGA
This is a messenger RNA of Gaeumannomyces tritici R3-111a-1, 2008 nucleotides long. RefSeq names its product sporulation-specific protein 5. The transcript has 7 exons. Gene Ontology annotation, molecular function: mRNA 3'-UTR binding; poly(U) RNA binding; poly(A) binding. Gene Ontology annotation, cellular component: cytosol; ribonucleoprotein complex; nucleus. NCBI's taxonomy places the organism in Eukaryota, Fungi, Ascomycota, Sordariomycetes, Magnaporthales, Magnaporthaceae. Bases 1 to 1617 code for a protein of 538 amino acids. The record is from RefSeq and is a predicted model, not a curated record.